Molecule: messenger RNA, 3447 nt
Organism: Chiloscyllium plagiosum (whitespotted bambooshark)
Lineage: Eukaryota; Metazoa; Chordata; Chondrichthyes; Orectolobiformes; Hemiscylliidae
Gene: hinfp
Product: histone H4 transcription factor
Biological process (GO): regulation of transcription by RNA polymerase II; anatomical structure development
Molecular function (GO): RNA polymerase II cis-regulatory region sequence-specific DNA binding; DNA-binding transcription factor activity, RNA polymerase II-specific
Source: RefSeq, a predicted model, not a curated record
AUAAACGUCUAAUCCGAGGGCGACGGAGCUUGUAUAGCGAUCUGAGUGGAGACAGAGAGGGAUAUUCCGACGGGCGGCCGUUACCGUUUGAAUUGGCGCAGGCGCGAGCGACUGGUUUCCGCUUGGGCUGGGCCGCCGGAUGUGGCCGGCCGGGAGGCACGAGGGCGCUGUGGGGUCCGCACUUCCGGUGCAAUAUAAUGGCAGCUGGGAAGAGUGUAAAGUAUAAUUCUCUGGUGCUUUUGUGCGAAUGGAGCUCAUGUGGAUUCACUGCAUCUGGAAUGGAAGAUUUCAGCAAUCACAUUGCAGGCCAUUUAAAGGACCAAGUCCAGGGGGAUGAAAAUGACAUUGAACCACAAGAGGAGCACCAGUGUCUGUGGGCAGAGUGUGGAUUCUACACGGUGGAGAGCUCAGCUGACCUGAUCCGUCAUGUUUACUUUCAUGCCUACCACACAAAACUGAAGCACUGGGGUCUGCAGUCCCUGCAGGCUCAGAGCGAACUCGAACACUGCAUAAUGGAUCAGCAGAGCCGCAACGUCAUUCCAGAAAUCCCAGAGAGUUUUGUCUGUCUCUGGGGCCACUGUGAUAGCACAUUUGAGAAUCCAGAAUGGUUCUACAGGCAUGUGGACAUGCAUGGAAUGUGUUCAGACAGGGAUGCAACCACAGAUUCUAAUCUAAUAAUUCCCUGUCGUUGGAAAGAUUGUGAUGCAACUUUCAGAGUGAAAUUUAAGCUUCGGGAGCAUUUACGUAGCCACACGCAGGAGAAAGUAGUGGCAUGUCCCACCUGUGGAGGGAUGUUUGCAAGCAACACUAAAUUCUUUGAUCACAUCCGCAGGCAGAUGGCCAUGGAAUACCAACGCUUUCAAUGCUCCCACUGUUCAAAGAGAUUCGCUACCGAAAGACUACUCAGGGAUCACAUGCGACAUCACGUGAACUAUUACAAGUGCCCAUUUUGUGAUAUGACCUGUCCAGCACCUUCUGCCUUGCGGAACCAUGUCAAAUUCCGUCACAGUGAUGAGAAACCAUUUAGUUGCGAAUAUUGUGAAUACAGCUGCAAGAACUUGGUGGAUCUAAGAAAGCAUUUAGAUACACACAGUGAGGAUCCAACGUACCGCUGUGAGUUUGCAGGUUGUACAUUCACUGCACGAUCCCAGUAUUCCAUCAAGUCCCAUUACAGGAGAGUACAUGAGGGGGAUAAGGAACCUAGAUAUAAAUGUCAUGUUUGUGACAAAUGUUUCACCAGAGGUAACAAUCUGACUGUGCACCUCAGGAAGAAGCAUCAGUUUAAGUGGCCUUCAGGUCACCCACGUUUCAGGUACAAAGAGCAUGAAGAUGGUUACAUGAGGCUGCAGUUGGUUCGUUAUGAGAGUGUUGAACUGUCCGAGCAGCUAAUGAAAGACCGGGAAAAGCAGGACGGCCGCAUGGACAGCAUGUCAGAGAGUUUGUUUCUGUCAGAAGCAAACCUAAGGGGGAUUAUACUAGAGCCGCUGGAAGAGUCAAACAGUGAGGAACAAGACCCAGGGAAGCGCAGUCCUGAUGCUCUAAACUAUUGUACAGCUGAGACCUUACAACACCCCAGUCAUAAUGAGAUUGCUGGUGGGGGACAGCUCCAACAAUCGCAGUUGAAUUCCCCUGACACAGAUAAAAGUCCAAUCAUCAGGGUGGUCAAUCGGACGAAUGAGUAUGGAGAGAGUGAAACUGUUUAUUAUGUUCUGACCAAUGCACCACCCAGCCCAGGUAACGCUGAAGUAUCUGGUGAAGAUGUGAAUGUGGAGAUUGAGGGAACCUCAACUGACAAUAUAGAAAAGACUGCCGAAGAACUAGGCAUUCAAAUAAUCGGCUAGGAUUAGUGAUCCGCUCCCAUCACUGCUGCUGCUCUUGAUGGGAAACUGCGAUUCGGUCUGAUCUCUAUAUUCUGUUUUAGUCGAGUCAAGAAUGAGCUUUGUGAUGCUGUAUCAAUUUGGUUGGGAGACUCGGACCAUAUUUAUGGUGGUCAUUUUUUUCUAAUGUACCCCCUCCCUUCAAAACAAGAGGUUUGUUAUGUUCUGUCUGUAAUGCUGUCAGAUGCAGUGCAGUCCCUAUUCAAUUAUACUAAAUCAUUGGAUUAGACAAAUCUAUUAGAAAAUAGAUUUUGGCAGGUUCUGGAUGGUCAAUGUCAAUGCAAAUGCAGUUCUCACCAGUAUUUUUAUUGUGUAAAAAUCCUGUACUGUUACUGUUCAUUUUUGUGAAAUGUCCUUUUUAGCACAGCCAUCCGACACGCAAACAGGUCCUUACUAUUUUUUACUCUUUUUAGGAGUAAAAAUUGCUGUAAAAAUUUCCUCUGUUACCAUAGGGUCUGACAUUACACAGAUUAACAGGAUGAUUUGAGGUCCUUUCUCUUGUAAGUCAUUGAUUUAUGCUAUUUUGAUCCAGAAGUAUCUGCAUCGCACAUGGGCCGUUCGUAUUAUAUUAACACGAUAUUCAGCCAGUGUAAUAAAGAUCAAUGUUUCCUUUAACAGUGGUACUUUACCACUAGCUUCUCUGCAUACUCCUAUCUUCAAACUCCACCCAUCCACAUUCUCUUCCAUCUACAUUCCUGUUGUUAAGCACCUUUUGAACUCGCAUCAGGUAUCUGCAUAUCUGGCCAUCCUUGUGAUUCCAUGCCCAUCUUUUUAAGUUCAUACUUUUUUAACUUGAAUUUGUAUUGCAGCUACUCACAGUCAAACAGAAUCAAAUAGACUGAGGCUGAAUUCCAUGCACCAACACUUCAAUCUGAGAUUGCUAUCUCCUUCAACUGAGAAUAUGAUGCAACCUACUUCAGACUUAUAGUCUGACUUAGAAUCUUGCACUACUUUUAAAAGCAUCUUUAACUACUAAGUAGUAACAAAUGAUGUGAUGUGAGUUUCAAGCGUCAAGUUUGGCAUGUAACAUUAAGCCUGUGUGUUUACCAGCUUGCUAUGGAUUCAUAAUUGAACUAACACUCACAAUGUAACUAACGCCACGUAUGCUUCUAAGAAGGUGGUGUUAUUUUGACAAAUGUACGAUUGAUUUCUUGGGAAAUUAUUAAAGUGGAGUAUUCUAAUAGUUAUGAUUGAGCUAAAUUAUUAUUGUAAUGUAAUUUGUGUUCAAAUAGUGUGGUGAGCAAGUUUGCUUAAUCUGCUAUUCACUAACAUGUGCUAAAUUUUGUUUUGGCCAGUUCUUGAGUUACAACUUUGUAUUCAUCAAUUCCUUGAAGUGUUGGACUGUGCUUACCCCUGAGCCUUGAGCCAACGCCAAGAGUCACACAACCUCCACUCGGUAUCUUUCUGUCUUUAGGAAGACAGGUCAGGUGGAGUGCAGUACUGAUUUCACAUAUUAUUGGCCUUAUCGUGUAUUCUAUGGGGGGGAUUGUAUUUUUACAUUUUCACUUAAGAGCAGCAAUUUACAUGUAACAAUAAAGAGUGUGUCGGCAGGGACCAAUGACAACUUGUG